Molecule: messenger RNA, 609 nt
Organism: Acanthoscelides obtectus
Lineage: Eukaryota; Metazoa; Arthropoda; Insecta; Coleoptera; Chrysomelidae
Source: the annotation of a GenBank genome assembly
CGUAAUAUGACACUCCUGCUGUCAGGUUGUUUAGCAUCAGGUUCGGUGUUUUGUUCACGUUUAUCCCUUUGACGACAUCCGUGCCAUUGGUUCUCACUUCCACCCUAUAUCCUUGCAAUUCUCCAUUUAAUCCGUAGGCUGGAGAUCUCCAUUUGAGAAACACCGUGGUAGAGUUGAGUAGCAAGGCUUCCAUAUGUGAGGGCGGUUCCCGAGGAACUGAAAAUUAAACGUUCCCCCCACGUGAUGGUCACGCUUCCUUCAGAUUGGUUGAGGGCAUGUGGUCUACCAGGCGCACCAGGUAACAUAGCUGCUUCUGGAGCUUUGAAGAAGUUGAUGUUUGGAUUCUUGGGAUUCGCCACCAAAAGGUACCCAGUCCAUACAGCUUUUCCGAACCGGGAAGAGGCAACGCAAGUGUAUGGUCCGGAAUCAUCUUCCUGCAGGUCUGUUAUGAUGAUUUUGUUUGGGACGGACAUGUUCAGACGGGAAGAUGACAUCACUGGAACACCUAAGGAAGACAUUGUGAUAUUCAGAUAAAACAACAACAAGUAUAAUAACAUAAAAAAUCGUCUAAUAAUAAAAUAUUAACUCACUUGGUAUGCAAAAAAAUGG